CAAACGAGGUGAAUAAACUGGACGGCUAUAAAUGGUGUUUACAUUUACUCUAUAAACGAGUUUUUCUGUCCGCGUAGAAAAAAAACAAGUUAUAUUUCUUAGUUCACGCUUUGUAUUCUUUCUUUAGAAACAGCUGAAACAUAAUGAUAGAUAUCCGACUUCGAUAAAUCAUCCACUCUACACAUAUGCAAAUGACGAUCGUAGAGAAAUAAGUGGCGGAUAUGACGGUUAGAUUCACUUAUGCAUUGUACGAUGUGCAACGUUGAAGAGUGCGAAUCAAACUCGCACACGCUCAUACAUUGCAAGUUUGUCGACGUUUGCGCCGUGCGUCGCAGAGCGCGGUCCCAGCCUCUCGGAAGUAGACAUACCCACAGAUCGUGAAACAUGGUUUACCAGAGUACGCAGGAUAGAGAUGUGUCGGCUAGCCAAUCGUCGUAUAAACUUGAUGAUGCUAUUAACCAUAUAGACUUUGGCCGCUUCCACAUUAAGUUCUUGUGUCUAGUUGGCUUAACCUACAUGGCAACAGCGUGUGACGUGGGUAUGAUAUCUGUGAUUGGUCCAUCUUUGAAAUGUUACAUGGGUUUCGAUAGCCUUCAAAUAGGUUUAUUAUCUUCCGCAUACUUCUUACCACGAAUAAUAGGACAAGCCAAAUUCGGCGAAUUUGCUGACCGAUUCGGCCGCCGGCCGAUUAUAAUGUUGUUAAACGUCUGGCAUUUCUUCUAUGUAUUCCUUAUAAUAUUUUGCCCUAAUAGCUUUUGGUUAAUGCUUCUACGUUUAGUCAGCGGCGCAUCAGUGUCCCGAAGAGUUAUGGUAGGUUUAUUUUCUGAGUUUCUUAAGCCGCAGCAUCGGAAACUUCUUAUCCUCCAACAAUUGUUUUGGAUCAUUGGUAGCGGAACUCGGUUUCUCCUCGGGGCUGCCGUUAUUCCAUGGUUGGGGUGGAGGAGCUAUGUAGCAUGUACAGCAAUUCUCUAUUUCCUGGUGAUGAUUAUAAGCUGGUCCUUUUUACCUGAGUCUGCGAGAUUCUAUAAUGUGACAGGUCAGGUGCAUAUGGCUGAGAAAGUGCUUCAAAAAGUAGCCCGGUCCAAUAACAGUUCACUGCCACCAGGACGGCUAGAAAAACUAAAAGAGCAAAAGCGACGUGGUCGUUUAAUGGAAUUAUUUCGUCCAGCCUACCGAUGGGUAACGAUCCGUGUGUGGUUGCUAUUCUUCUGUGGGAUCUUCACAUACUACGGUAUAUAUGUGGGUAGUACUGACUUGGUGCAAGUCUCUGGAGUCAGCUUUAUGAACGAAAGGAACGAAUCAAUGAACGAUCUUGAAGCGUCGUGUAGCCUUUCCUUUAACAUUGAUAGUUUUAUGCUGUUAAGUAUAGCCUCAUUUGGUGAACUAGUAGGUGUACCUCUUAAUAUAUGGCUAGUAGAGAGGGUAGGAAGACCAUACACAUUGUCUCUAAAUUCUUUCAUAUCAGCUCUAUCGUUCCUUAUGAUGGCGUUUUUUACUGGCAAGGUGAUGUUAACCUUCUGGCUAGUGGGCGCCCUUGCAUUUACGGCAGGAAUAUUUACCAUUCUACAUAUGUACGCUCUGGAGGUCUAUCCAACAUCACUACGAGGUAUCGGAGUGGGAAGCUCAAUGGCGGUGGGAAUGGUUGGUGCCGCUAUAUCGCCAUUAGCAACACAGGUUCUAAUGCAUAAAAACCGAGAGAGUGCGCUAUUUAUAUUAACAGCAACUAGUGCAAUAUGUUGUUUAAUUCCUCUUACACAUAUGAAAGAAACAAGAGGAGAAAAUAUGGAGGAUUUCACUCGUUUAAUUGAAGAAGAGGAAACAGAGUUUAUAAACCAACAAUUUCAAAAAUAACGAUUCAUCAAUCUCUAGAAGAGAGACUUAUUAAAUAAUAAUGAUAUAUGUCAGUUGUUUGAACGUCAUUAUCAUCGUAAAAAUAUCAUGACGAGAGCAUGACAUUGGCAGGAUAUCAGGAGGACAAGAAGUUUCCAUAGCACGCUAUUGUAAUCAGUUUAUUGUUAAUUUCGGCGACAUGUCUAUAACUGUUUAGAUAUUGUGAACUAAUGCCUUCUAAGAAUUACACGACAGAAGGAUAUCGGCAUUAAGUACAAUACAAGUCUUUCUACGUGAUCGACCAAUGCACUUAAUUAAAUAGAUAAUUUCCGAAGUGCGUAAAUUUUCAUAAACUCUUUGAUUAUGUUUGGCGACAAAGGUUUGAUAACGUCCUGAGCUUGGCGGUGGCGGCGGGAUUGUUUAUUGGAGCCCGUGUCGUAUCUAACUCAAUUUCAAGUCACAAGCUAACUGUGAACUUCAAUAGAUAAACAUUUUCCAAAAUACAGUACCAUAUUCCUAGUUCAACCAUGGAGGUAUUACCUAUCUUUAUGGUUCCAUCCACUUUGUAAGUCCAAUUAAUUGAAACUCAACUUUAGGAACUCAUUGGCCGUCUAUUAUGUGUAUUCAGAUGGCUUUUGAAUUAUCAAAAAGACGAAAGCAAUAAUUUCGAUGAAGCAAUAUUUAAAAGUCCAGUUAACAAUGUAGAAAAUUAUAAAAUUUAUUUACAGUGUAGUACAUAUAAGUUUCACUGAAAAUAUAACUCAAUUGACUAAAUAAUUCAUUGGCUUUUUCGUGUGAUUGUGUAACCUAUAACUUCUAUUUCGUCUACUUAAUUCUACUUUUGUGGGUGUUAACUUUAAGUUUUAUUAAAUUUAAAUUUGACAUACAAAAUAUUGAUGAUAAUAAGAUAACAGCCAAAUAAAACUUUGAUUAAAAAUCA
Anneissia japonica is the source of this 2770-nucleotide messenger RNA. Its product is annotated as synaptic vesicle 2-related protein-like. The record is from RefSeq and is a predicted model, not a curated record. Gene Ontology annotation, molecular function: transmembrane transporter activity. The coding region runs from base 385 to 1851 and encodes 488 amino acids. The transcript is spliced from 13 exons. Gene Ontology annotation, biological process: transmembrane transport. Gene Ontology annotation, cellular component: membrane. NCBI's taxonomy places the organism in Eukaryota, Metazoa, Echinodermata, Crinoidea, Comatulida, Comatulidae.